Bactrocera latifrons is the source of this 907-nucleotide messenger RNA. RefSeq lists its product as uncharacterized. The record is from RefSeq and is a predicted model, not a curated record. NCBI's taxonomy places the organism in Eukaryota, Metazoa, Arthropoda, Insecta, Diptera, Tephritidae. The coding region runs from base 16 to 861 and encodes 281 amino acids. The transcript is spliced from 2 exons.
AGUACCAAUUUCAAGAUGACUUCUUACAAGAAACAAAUGCUUUUUUGUAUUCUACUGCUUUUAGGUACUGUAGCAGCGGAUGGACGAAGACUUGAGCAUCGCCGUUAUCAGCAGCAUCGCAACCGUAGACACCGCACACCUCUAUUGCGGCAAGUGGAUACUGGAACGAUUACUGGUACAGCAGAAGAUGACGAUAGUGGCACCGGUACUGACGCUGGUAUGGAUACCGUUACUGGCACGGCAACUGAAGCUGAUGAAGAAUCAAAUUCUGAGUUUAACAGAAAAUCAACCGAAACACUGAUUGUUCUUAAACCAGCACAUUCGGGUGAUAGUUCGCGCAUGUUUAGGGGCUUAUUUUUGCAAGGGCUCUUCGGCGGUACCGGUGGACUCGCUGGUCUGCUUGGUAACGGUGGAAAUAAUGGAAGUGGUUUUAGUAAUGUUCCCUACAUAAUUGUCAAUGUCCCGAGCAAUAUAACAAAUAUCAAUCAGAACAGUUUGAACAACACAGUAGGAGGCACAACCACAACCACCACAACUACAGCCGCACCAGCUAGUCGUCGUCAAGUCAUCUAUCAAUCUAUACCCUUCCCAGAUACCACACAAUAUGAGCAAUACGAGCAACGCCGCAGUAGACCCGAAAAUCAAGCCACUCCACAGAAUUUCAUACUCAGUCCAAGUAAUCGGUUGGUUCCUGUCUAUUUGCCGCCUGAAGUACAAGCCUUAAUGCAAAGUAGUUUCGUCCCCAACGGCGUUAAGCAACCAAAACGUAAACAAGUGAAGAAGAAGCCUAACAAGUAUCAAAACAACGUAAAUCGAUUUUCCGCUUUCGCCAAUAAUUUUAGGCGUAUAGAGUUUCUGUAAGUUUUGAGAGUUUAAUAAAAUAUUGCAGGAUUGUUCAAAAUUAUGA